This is a messenger RNA of Closterium sp. Naga37s-1, 3897 nucleotides long. The record is from the annotation of a GenBank genome assembly. NCBI's taxonomy places the organism in Eukaryota, Viridiplantae, Streptophyta, Zygnematophyceae, Desmidiales, Closteriaceae.
AUGGACGGCAACGAUGGCGACGGUGACUGGAACGACGAGCCGGCGCCAUCAAUCUCCACCACAGGUCCUCUUAUCCCUUCAUCGCCGCCGUCCGUUUCCAUGAUACCGGUGCUCUUUCAAGGAACCGCUGCUGCCUCGUCAGCGGCUUCGCUGUCAGAUGCUGACGUGUUGCUUCCUGUGGAAGUUGUGGACGUUGCGCCGUCUCUGCACUCCGCUGGAGAUAUUUAUGAGGUUUUGAGCACUCCUCCUCCCAUCCCGCAUUGUCACCCCACGUCCCCAUCCUCCCUUUUCCCCUGCUGCCCUCCCCCACCGCCUCUCCCUGCCUCCCCCCUGUCUUCCGCCCCAUCUGGUUCUUUCCCCCCCUCCCCCCACCAGGUGCGCGCACAUGCAGUCAUUGCCAUUCCCAAUCCGCUCACACUAUCCGUAGCAUACCGCCUGGUCGUGUCUGACGUCAGCGCUGAGUCAGCACCGUCUGAGCUGGACAGUAAUGCGCUCAUGGCAGUGCUUCAGCGUGUCUGCGCUUGGCUGGAGUCAACUGACACGUGGCUGCUCUCAGGCCAUCCUGACGUGGCAAUGCAGGCCACCGUGGACCCUGAUGAGGUGGCAAAGGUGCUGGAUGAGACCCACGUGGCAUGGGCUGAGCUUUCCUCGCUGCCUGAUACCGCCACACUCCCACGCACACUUCCACUCACAGGCACUGUCCCUGCUUCUAGGCCUGGCUCUGCACCCUCUCGCACUCAUGCUGCUGCUACUGACUCACCUGCAGCCACACAUGCAGCAGCAGCAGCAGCAGCAAGUGGAGCAGAAGCAGCAGGGCCAACAGCAGGCAGGCCAGGUGAUGACACAACCUCAUCAGAAGCCCCUCCAGCCCUUGCAAGGCGCAGCUCCACAGGCGGCCGCUCUGCCUCCAAGGUCGGUCACUCUGCUAGCUCUCAACCUUCCGCCCCUCUCCCUUCCGCCCCUCACCCUUCCACUGGGUCACAUAUUUGUAGCGCACACAGCGGGAGUGCACACAGCGGGGGCGCACACAGCGGGGGCGGACAGGGCCGGGCCGGACAGGGCAGUGGCGCAUAUGGUGGGGACGCACAGGUAGGUGAGAGGUGGCGAAGGGCAGCAGCAGGGGCACGAUCCAUGGCUGUUGGGGCACGUUCCAUGGCUGCUCCUGGCGGGGGGAGAGGAGGGGGCAGAGGGGGAAUGGCUGGUGGAGGAGGAGGAGGAAGGAGGGGAGGGGUUGCUGGAGGGAGAGGAGGGAGAGGAGAGGGUGCGUCUGUGCUGAAGGGAAACAUUUUGCCACAGCAUGCAGCCAACGGCACUUCUUCUGCUGCUGCUGCCAGCUUUGAGCGUGAAACCGGUGCCAGCGCUGCCAGUGGUGCUGUGAGUGCCAGUGGAUCUGGUCCCACUCCCAGGCCCUUAGCAGCUACCUCUUCUGCUGCCACAGCUGCUGCGGCGUCUGCAGCAAGUCCAGGGCCAUACCAUAGGCGGGCAGAAUCCAAUGGUGCCAUACCGUUACACAGCCACCGGUUACCAGCAGCCGCCAGUGUGGACUGGGCUCAUGACCACCACUUCCAGCAUCAGCAGCAGCAGCAGCAGCAGCAGCAGCAGCAGCAGCAGCAGCAGCAGCAGCAGCAGCAGCAGCAGCAGCAGCAGCAGAGGAGGGGUGCAGGAGUGGAAGCGCGAUCCGAAGGGCACAGACCGCCACCAUCGCCAGGGUCAGCUGCCCGGCACAAGGAGAGGGCGUUCCGACGUGCCAGCACUGAUUUCAGUGACCGCACUGACUUCAGUGACCGCACGGGCUUGGGCCGCCACCACACAGGCUUGAGCAGCAACACGGCCUCGGAGGCGGCUGGGAGGUCUUUCGACGAAGAGUCGGCUUUAAAGGAGGAGCUCCGGAAAGCGACGCGGUUCGAGAAGCGAUUAGAGGCUCAAGUUGGUGUCCCGCAAGAGCUGGAGCUUUUCACGGGAGACGAGCUGCACUAUGUAGAGACGUCCGAUGGAUGGCGACUCGCGCUCUGGCGUUAUCUCCCUUCUGAAUCCGUUCCUCGGAAAGCUCAUCCAGUCCUUCUCCUUUCCGGAAUUGCCACCAAUGCUCUCGGAUACGAUUUAUCACAAGAGGUGUCUCUGGCUCGUCAUCUGGCAGAUCAAGGGUUCGAUACCUGGGUGCUCGAGCUGCGUGGAGCAGGCUUAAGCCAGUCUCCUUUCUCUAUAGCAGGGGCGCAGGGUUUGUCAUCUGCCAAGAGUUCUGCUAUUGGUCCUAUAGAAGGACCCCCUAUUACAUUCGUUAAUGGUUCUGUAAAUGGCACGAUGAACUCUGCCAUUGAUACUGGAAACUCUGUUAAUGGGUUUCCAAUUAACGGAGCUUCUACAAACGAGUAUGCGAACGGAGCUAGUCCGAACGGCUCGGCUGUUAGUAGCAGCAGGAGAACAGAUGGUACGACAAACGGCUCUGUGUUCACUCCGUUGUUUUCAAGUGAUGACGAAGAUUCAACAGCAGCUGCAGCAGCAUCAACAACAGCAACAGCAGCAGCGGCAACAGCUGGAGCAGCAAUUUCAGAAAGGCCUGCAACAGCAAGGGAGGAUUCUUCAGAAGGUUUCAGCGUUUCGGGCAGCUUAUCCCGAACCAUGCAGCAGCUGCGAAAUUAUUUUGACCAGUUCACCCGUUCAGAACCAGCAAUGGACCGCCAAGCACUCAGGCCAAAGCUAAAAUCCGCAGAGAUCAGAUUGAGAGAAGCUCUGGACCAUGCAAGCCUGCAGCAGCCAGUGGCGCUGCUUGACUUGCAGCACAUACUCGUUCAGCUGCAGACCUGCAGUGACGUGGAGCUGACGUCAUCUGGCGUGACACAGUUGAGGCGCGCUUUAGAUUCCUUCUUCAGCGAUGCUCAACAAUCACCUGACGUUUCGCCUGAGGCUUUUGCAGCGAUGAAAGAUCUGGCUGAUCUGGUAGGCCCACUGAAAUCCGACACCACUCUCCCCACUGCCGCUGCCUCCUUCCUCCAGCAGACCACCCGGCUGCUCAGCAACAGCAUCGCCUCUUCCAACCUCGAGAAACGGCUAGCUGAGCUUCAGAAACGGCUGGGGGAAAUUGUGGAGUCUAGACAGGGUGUAGCGACGCCAGGAGUGGCUGAGCUCUAUGAGCAGCUGAUUGGUGUGAUUCUGCAGACACAGGACGUGGCGAGCCUUGCCAAGGAGUAUAACUGGGAUUUUGACACGUAUCUGUAUGAUGACCUGCCAGCUGCCAUGCAGUAUGUGCGGAAAUGGUCCCGGCCGCAUGAUGGGAAGAUCCUGGCCGUCGGUCAUUCCAUGGGGGGGAUUCUGCUGUACUCGCGAAUGGCUGCUCUGGGUCCAGAUGCGGGUCUGUUGGGGGUGGUGACGGUGGCAUCGUCACUCGAGUACUGGAUGGCUAAUUCCAGCUUGAAGCUUUUACGACCACUUUCCGGCCCAGCGCGAGCUCUCAACUUUCCAGUCAUCCCGGUGGCAGUGCUGGCGCGAGCAGCACUGCCUCUCAUGACCCAGCCGCCCUUCACGCUGGCGUGGGUGGCACACCAGGUGUCAGCCCGUGAUGCCAUGGACCCUCAGCUCUUUCAAAAGCUCAUGCAGCACAACUUCUGCACUAUCCCUGUGAAGCUCCUGCUGCAAAUGGAGUCAAUCUUCACGCCAGGCGGGCUGCGCAGUCGCAGCGGGUCCAUCUCGUACCUCAAGGGGCUGAGGGACUGCUACACGCCCGUGCUCGCCCUUGCUGGCGACUCCGACGGUGUCUGCCCACCCCUCCUUGUUACAGAAACUCUGAAAGCCAUCCCAUCUGCCAAUGUUGAGUACCGGCUGUUUGGAGGGUCGGACAACCGUCGCUACGGACACUACGACAUGCUCGUGGGCAAACAUGUGAGUAUUCGUGCUAUGUGA